CGAGCAGACACCACGCUCUGACGAGCGGAAGAGCGCGAAUACCGAGCUCAAAAAAAUUACGGCUGGCCCCCCCUUAUAUUAUCUCCACAAUCCUCUUAAGCGGAUGAAUCAAUUUCUGAACGACCGAGCGAGCGUGCACUCGUCAUCAUCACCAUGGAAAUGGAGCAUGUUCGCCGCUACAAUGUCGAGCGCUCAUGUCUCCGCUGCCAUGAACGGAAGGUCCGUUGUGAUAAGGGAAUACCGUGCAACAAGUGUGUGCGCCUCAAUGUGCCCUGCCAUUACCCCGGCCCUAGACGGGCUAAGCGCCGCCCACCCAAGACGACGGUGACGGAUGUCGUGGCGCGGCUGGAGGAGCUCGAGCGCUCGAUCACCACGUUAGCGGGGAAUAAGAUGGCUGGCGCCUCGGCGCAGGUGAAUCAAGCACUUACGGGGUCGAAUGCUCAAAUUAGCCCAAUCUCGGUGUCGAGUCAGUCUGCACCAGGUCCGAGUGGCCGAUCUGGUAGGGAUGAGGACUCGCAUCAUGGAUUCUUGUCGAGAGAUGGUUCUUAUAUUGAUGAGCCGCUGUUGUCGAGGGUUCUUGAGAAAGAGAAGGAUUUACAAACUGCUAUGGGAUCGCCGAAUCCGGGCAAUUCUUCUUCGAGGAAACCGCCUCCGCUAAGGGUGGAUGGGAUUAUCACCAAUCCUAUCUUGCUACAAACGGAUUUCAGGGCAUUGUUUCCUUCUCGGUGGCAGGCUACACUGCUCUGGCAGAUCUUCUUGAGCCGAGUGGAUCCCGUCUUGAAGGUGAUUCAUGUUCCGACGACAACGCCACGCAUCUACACGGCUAUUAAUCGACCUGAUGCGGUGAAACCGGACGUGCAUUGCCUGCUUUUUGCGAUCUUCUUCGCGGCUACUACGACGCUGGUCUCGGACGAUCCUACCAAUGAGGAGACUCGGGAUGAUCUGCGUCGAUAUCAACAGGGUUUGGAACUUGCAAUGCACAACUCGUCGUUCCUGGACUCUCCUACCGUGACAUCGCUACAGGCGAUGGCUAUUUACCUAACAUGCCUCCGCUAUACUAACAGCGGACGCUCUGGCUUCACACUACGCGGCCUGGCCAUCCGUGCUGCCCAGUCCAUCGGCGUCCACCGCGACGGCAAAAACUUCAAGCUUCCCCCUCUAGAAUGCGAGCUCCGUCGUCGCCUCUGGUGGAUCCUCUACACAACGGACGCCCGCAUGGCCGAAGACCACGGCAUCAGCGUCUCCGCCCAAGACUUUGGUGCGGAUACCGAAUUCCCCACAAACAUCGACGAUCAAAACCUGACAGAAACCCAAACAACACCAGCUCAGUCCCUGCCCCGCUGGACAGAAAUGACCUUUAUUCUCAUCAUCUCCGAAAUAAAUAGCAUUUGGGCAGCCAUCUCUCGGGCCAACACCAACGCCGAAUCACUCAUCACAGACCUUAAAACACGUCUGCACGAGCGCUACCUGCAAUAUGCGGACAUGAACAUUCCCAUCCAACGACAAGGCGUAAUGGUCGCCCAAAUCCUGAUAUCCAAAUUGGAAGUCCAAGUGCAUCAAAAAGCCCUGCAGCGCCGAUCCGGUACAGAUGCGGAUGCAAACGCCGAGGCUGCCUCGUCCUUACUAGCAAUGGCCUGCCACGCGCUCGAACUCGGGCUAGAAAUUUACGCGGACGACUUACUCCGUGGAACGCGCUGGCUAACCUCGACAUAUACCCAAUUCCACCUCCUCACGUAUAUCCUGUGGCAUCUGUGCGUGUACCCAAGUGGUCCACAUGUAACCCGUGCCUGGCGCGGUGUCAAUCGCCAUUUCGAUCUUACGGAGAAUGAUCCCUCGUGGCCGGAUCCAGGUCCCAAAUGGCCCGUUCUGGUUGGACUGCGAGCCAAGGCGUAUAAGAUCCGCCAGGCUCAUGCCCCGCCCGUAACGGGGGUGGAGGUUAUUCCCGAAGAUGGUAUGAGUGCGAUGGGGACUGUGGCUGCGAACGGGAAUGGGAUGGGGACAGGGAUUGAGAACACAGUUGCGAUGGAUGCAGGGUUUGUGCAGAGUGCGGAGGCGUUGUUUGAAGUGAAUGGAUGGGAUCUCAACUGGGUGGAUUUUCCCGAUUGGGAUUAUUUGGCGCAGAGUCUUGCGGUUAUGGGGCAAGAAGGUGGGAGUUAUCCGGGUGGUUGAGAAGAAGGAUGGGCGUUAGAUGGGAUGAAUGGGGAGUUUCAGACUUCGUUGCUCUAUACCCUGUUAUGAAUUUAUGAUCUUUAUAUUCCAGUCCUUGAACGGAAGGGUACUCGGCGUGUAAUUGAAACCAAUGAUAUGAAGAACCACAACCUAAACUAUCCCAGAUCCACUUGAUCGAAAGACGAGCGCAUUCAUCUCAUCAUCAAUCUAACAUCUCAAGCACGAACAAACAUCAAUAUCAAAUCCAAAUCCAAAUCAAGAAUCGUUCAUUUCUUCCCCCUCUUCAAAGAAAUCACAGCCACGAUCCCAAAAAUCAUCAAAAACAACGCAAUAGUCAUAAAAGUCCGCGAAACCGUAGUACAGCAAUGCUCCUUGCUGCGCCGUCUCUCGCGCCGCUCAAGUUGCCGAUCACAUUCCUCGCAGUGAGUAUGCGGUUUGUAGGAAUUGUUUGUAGCUUCGUUUAGUCCGAGUGGGGUCGGUGCGUCGUGCUGAUGUGCGUCGCGCUCGAGGUCGAGGUCGGGUUCGUCGGCGGCGGCGACGCGGGUGUACUGUUUGUAGAUCAGGAUAUGAGAUGGGCAUUGAUAUGGAUUGAUUUCAAGUGCAGGAGAGAUUGAUCUUGCGGUGGGAAGGGAGAUGUGAGAUGACGUACCCCCGUUAGUGGAUUUGAUGGUCGCUGGGAGUAUAGUUCUUCGUAGGGCGGGGCGACUUCGCUGGGAGUUGAGGCUCCCAUGAUGAUCUGGUGUAGGUAACACUAAUAAAUGCUCCUUUCGUUGAUUGAAUGGAUGGAGAUGGAGGACGUAAGGCGAUGUCGUUGUCUUCAUGCGCUCAGGUGGU
Molecule: messenger RNA, 3003 nt
Organism: Penicillium brasilianum
Lineage: Eukaryota; Fungi; Ascomycota; Eurotiomycetes; Eurotiales; Aspergillaceae
Source: the annotation of a GenBank genome assembly